Rhopalosiphum maidis (corn leaf aphid) is the source of this 796-nucleotide messenger RNA. RefSeq lists its product as uncharacterized. Bases 97 to 654 code for a protein of 185 amino acids. The transcript has 4 exons. The record is from RefSeq and is a predicted model, not a curated record. NCBI's taxonomy places the organism in Eukaryota, Metazoa, Arthropoda, Insecta, Hemiptera, Aphididae.
GUAAAUGAUUAGUUUUCAGACAUAUCAUCGUUUAUAAAGUUCACUAUUUAAAUAAUCAACUUUGUUAUAGUUUAAAUAUUAAAGGAAUAAAUUAAAAUGGACGUGAAAGAGCUCCGUUUCAAUGGUGAAAAUGAAAAUUAUGAAAAUGGGUUAUCCGAUCAAGGCGCGUCAUCAGCUGAUGAAAUUAUGAGAAAAACCACUAUGAGCGACGAGUGUUAUGUGAAUAAAGGAUUUAAUGAUUCAAACAGCUUAAAAGAAGAACUAUCCAAUAAGAUUGAGGUGGAUUCAAACCAACUUUCUAAAAGUGUGAUUUUAAUUUCUGAUGGACCUUUAUUGUCAACGCAAGAUGGGUACAUAAAUAAUGCAUUUGAAGACGGACCCCAGAAAGCAGAAAAGGGGACGGUGCCACGGGCACAUGACGUCACUGUCAUUACUUCCUCUACAACAGAGAACCAAAUUACAAAGCUGGAUGAAGACGAUAAUGGAGUGGUGGCCGUUAAUUUGGAAACGAAAGAAAAGAAGCGGAAAGUACAAUUUGUCGGAUGGGAUUCAAAUAAGAGCAUAAUUUUAUUGGGUUUGGUAUUAGCUUUUGAUGCAUGGGCAGCAAUAUUUGUUUGUUUCAAAACAAACCUAUUCCCUGAUAUUUUCAAUUAAAUUAUUAUUGGGAUUUAAUGUGUCAAUUAAUUAGUAUCACUUUAAAUUAAUACAGUUAUAUAAUAUAAUUUUUGUUAAGCAAAUUGUAUACUUAAAAGAAAUUAAUUAUUAUUUUUUUUUUAUAUUCGUUCUGUUUAUUUUA